This is a messenger RNA of Hevea brasiliensis (rubber tree), 2100 nucleotides long. Its product is annotated as COBRA-like protein 4. Bases 449 to 1771 code for a protein of 440 amino acids. Gene Ontology annotation, biological process: plant-type cell wall cellulose biosynthetic process; cellulose microfibril organization. NCBI's taxonomy places the organism in Eukaryota, Viridiplantae, Streptophyta, Magnoliopsida, Malpighiales, Euphorbiaceae. The record is from RefSeq and is a predicted model, not a curated record. The transcript has 6 exons. Gene Ontology annotation, cellular component: plasma membrane.
UAGUCUGGCAUAUAAGAGCAGCUAAGAGGUCACUCUCAUAAGAAGAGUUGACCACCUGUUCCAGCUCCUAUUGGUCUAGUUGCAGCCAAGUCUCGUCUCUCUUACAAACCAAACUAAAUAUAAAGAAAUUCUAGACAAGGAAUUAGGCGGCAUAUUUUAUAUGUGAUCUUAGUUUUUUUGUUUUUAAUUAUUUGUUUGAAGCUUUGAAAGCUUCUUUUGCUCUUUCAAUCACUGCAAUAUCCUUUAUUUAGAUUAUCGGUGGUUGUUGAUUACUCUCAAUAAAACAUUUUUUCUAUCACAUAGAUGAGCACAAGCCAAACAUGAGAGCAGAUGAGUCUGGUAUAAAGAAUUGCUUCAAGCCUUUAUUUGCUUAAUGGUUUGGCGCUAAUUUCUUCAUUCAUCUUCGUACCUUCUGCCGAAAGACCCUAGAUAUCAGAGAACUUGAAGUAUGGAAUUGGAUAGGUUUAUUUACCCAUUUGCUUCUGCUGUUGUCUUUGCAAUGAUUUUUUCUCAAGCAGGGGCAUUUGACCCAUUGGAUCCAAAUGGGAAUAUAACAAUCAAAUGGGAUGUUAUGUCAUGGACUCCAGAUGGUUAUGUGGCAGUGGUCACAAUUACCAACUUCCAAAUGUAUCGGCACAUAAUGAGCCCUGGGUGGACUUUGGGGUGGACAUGGGCUAAGAAAGAAAUCAUCUGGUCGAUGGUGGGAGCUCAAGCAACUGAACAAGGAGACUGUUCCAAGUUCAAAAUAAACAUUCCACACUGUUGUAAGAGGAAUCCUACAGUGGUUGACUUGCUUCCUGGAGUGCCUUACAACCAACAGAUUGCCAAUUGCUGCAAAGGUGGUGUGGUGUCAUCUUGGGGACAGGACCCUUCAACUGCAGUUUCUUCCUUUCAAUUGAGUGUUGGUCAAUCUGGUACUACCAAUAAAACAGUAAGACUGCCAAAGAACUUUACUUUGCUCGGUCCAGGGCGAGGCUACACUUGCAGCCAAGCAACAAUUGUUCAACCCUCAGUUUUUCUGUCCUCGGAUGGUCGCCGACAAACUCAAGCAAUGAUGACAUGGAAUGUGACGUGCACUUACUCGCAAAUGCUGGCUUCCCCAAGCCCAACCUGCUGCGUCUCAAUGUCAUCUUUUUAUAACUCGACAAUCACUCCUUGUCCAACAUGUGCUUGUGGUUGCCAGAACAAGAAAAAUUGUGUCAGUAGUGAUUCGAACAUUCUGAGCGUUGUGGGAGUAAACACACCACCUACACAAGACAAUACCCCAUUACUGCUGUGCACACAACACAUGUGCCCUGUCAGGGUGCAUUGGCAUGUGAAGCUCAACUACAAGGAUUACUGGCGCGUGAAGAUUUCCAUUAUCAAUUUUAACUACCUCGUGAAUUACACGCAGUGGACACUUGUUGUUCAGCAUCCAAAUCUCAACAAUCUCACUCAAGUUUUCAGCUUUGAUUACAAGCCACUCAUCCCAUACCCAUCCACAAACGACUCAGGAAUGUUUUAUGGUAUAAAAUUCUAUAAUGAUGUCCUAAUGGAAGCCGGACCAGAUGGAAAUGUGCAGUCAGAAUUGAUUCUUGAGAAGGAUACGAACACAUUCACAUUUAAUCAGGGAUGGGCUUUUCCAAGGAAAGUCUACUUCAAUGGAGAUGAAUGUAUGAUGCCACUUCCUGAUGAAUACCCAUACCUACCAAAUUCUGCCAUUGCAAAUUGGAUUUCAAUGUCAACUAUCCUGGGCGCCCUCCUGAUUCUGGAGUUAAUAGCCUUUUGGUGACCAUUGGACUAUAAAGAUAGAUGUAUUGAAGCAGGAAGAGUUGUAGUAAGUGGUUUCAAACGUUGUAUGACAAAAAUGGAAUCUUUCUUCACCAACAGGUAUGUGCCUGCAUAAUACUGUUUAGAGAAGUACAAAGGGUUGGAAGUUGUUGACAGGCUAGUGUAUCGAGAAAUCUCAUUUUGUGAAGAUCAAUAAGAGAAAAAUGUAAAAAUGAAAUGAAACUCAUACCCAAUUCUUUGAAGGAAUCUCUCUCUGCCUAUGGAUUUGAUUCAUGCCCAAUUCCUAAUCACCACCAUUAACAAGAAAUAUUAUGAUUGAACACUGAAAAA